AUGGCGAUUUUUGUAGCAUCUCGUCGACUGUCUAGUAGAUCGACGACCGCGACGUCCUUUUUGGCGGAGUCGUUGCGCUAUACAACAAGCUUCAGAUUGCACACGACUUCUUACAGGGAAGAAAGAGAUACAUUUGGGCCAAUUCGGGUUCCCUCCGACAAAUUAUGGGGUGCUCAAACACAGCGAUCAUUGCAAAAUUUUGAUAUUGGAGGCGAGCGAGAACGAAUGCCUGAACCAAUUAUACGUGCAUUUGGGAUUCUUAAAAAGUGCGCUGCAAAGGUGAACAUGACAUAUGGCCUUGAUCCAUCUAUUGGGAAAGCAAUUAUGCAGGCUGCUCAAGAAGUCGCCGAGGGAAAGUUAAAUGAUCAUUUUCCACUAGUGGUUUGGCAAACUGGUAGUGGCACUCAAAGUAACAUGAACGCCAAUGAGGUUAUUGCAAAUAGAGCUGCUGAAAUCCUCGGCCACAAGCGCGGUGAAAAGUUUGUGCAUCCAAAUGACCACGUCAACAGAUCGCAAUCUUCAAAUGACACUUUUCCUACUGUAAUGCACAUUGCAGCUGCAAUGGAAAUCAAUUCAAGAUUGAUACCUAACAUGAAACAGUUACAUACUUCGCUACAUACAAAGUCAGUCGAAUUUAAAGACAUUGUUAAAAUUGGUCGCACACACACUCAAGAUGCAACACCUUUGACCCUUGGACAAGAAUUUAGUGGCUACACCACUCAAGUGAAGUAUGGAAUUGAUCGAGUUUUGUGUACUCUUCCUCGCAUGUAUCAGCUUGCUCAAGGGGGCACUGCUGUAGGGACUGGAUUAAACACUAAGAAAGGGUUUGAUGUAAAGAUUGCUGCCUCAGUAGCUGAGGAAACUAAUUUGCCAUUUGUUACAGCUGAAAAUAAAUUUGAAGCAUUGGCUGCACAUGAUGCAUUUGUUGAAACCAGUGGAGCCUUAAACACGAUUGCUGCCUCUCUCAUGAAGGUGGCAAAUGACAUACGUUUCUUAGGAAGUGGUCCACGGUGUGGUCUAGGAGAACUCAUUCUUCCUGAAAAUGAACCUGGCAGCAGUAUCAUGCCGGGAAAGGUGAACCCUACUCAGUGUGAGGCUCUCACAAUGGUCUGUGCUCAGGUUAUGGGAAAUCAUGUAGCUGUUACUGUUGGGGGAUCAAAUGGCCAUUUUGAGCUGAAUGUAUUUAAGCCUAUGAUUGCCAGCAAUCUUUUACACUCAUUGAGAUUGAUUGGGGAUGCAUCAGCUUCUUUCGAGAAGAAUUGCGUGAGGGGAAUUCAAGCCAAUAAAGAAAGGAUAUCUAAACUAUUACAUGAGUCGCUCAUGCUUGUUACAUCUCUGAACCCGAAAAUUGGCUAUGACAAUGCUGCAUCAGUUGCCAAGACCGCCCACAAGGAGGGUAGUACUUUAAAGGAAGCUGCCUUGAAACUUGGAGUGCUCACUUCUGAAGAAUUUGAUAAGCUUGUAGUCCCGGAGAACAUGAUUGGUCCCUCGGACUAA
Messenger RNA from Fraxinus pennsylvanica, 1497 nucleotides. The record is from the annotation of a GenBank genome assembly. Lineage: Eukaryota; Viridiplantae; Streptophyta; Magnoliopsida; Lamiales; Oleaceae.